CUUUCCUCCCGUCGCUGGAGUGGAGUGCAAAAGUGCAACCCGACUUUGUUUGGUCAAACAUUCUCGGAUUGUAUCGCCCUCGAGUGCGCUGAGUCUGAGUUGUAAUUUCUAGAUCCUCAUUGACAUUUCACAAUAUUUGUUCUGAAACCAAUGAAGGGCUCAUUCCUUCACAAUUUGCACAUUUGGCCAACUUCACCACACGAGAAAUGCCACAGUUCAAAAAUCUGCCCAACGACGGCAGGUGAUACAUUUCCCCAGCACCAGCAGGACCUUGUCAGAAUGCCCCUGGUACUUGAGGGCUCGUUGCACUUCUACAUCUCCACCUGGCAAACCAACAGAAUGCACGCCACAGGUUUGAGACGUGAAAGGAGAGCUCUCCUGACGCCUUUGGGGCCUGGCAGCGGUUUGAUUGGCUGGCACUACCACAGCCACCAGAAGCAUCUUUCGAUGGAACCACCCCACCUCCAGCAGCAAAGGUGCAAAUUGUGGUAGAAUGCUUUAGUCCUUGAUCCAGCCUCUGCGUGAGACCAAGGUGACAG
Molecule: messenger RNA, 539 nt
Organism: Hyaloscypha bicolor E
Lineage: Eukaryota; Fungi; Ascomycota; Leotiomycetes; Helotiales; Hyaloscyphaceae
Exons: 1
Coding region: 151-492 (113 amino acids)
Source: RefSeq, a predicted model, not a curated record